AACAAAACUGCCCCCCUGGGCUGGGAGAGGUCUCGCUCUUUCGCGCCCUCCCUGGCAAGGGGUUAAUUUUCCGAUCGCAUGAGGGGGAGGAGAUUUCCCUGUAGACGAGUAAAAAGCGUGAUGGACAAACGUGCGGGCACUAAGACCGCAAGGCAUUCAUUUCCUCCUACGGUGGAUGCGGACGCCGGGAGGAGGAGAACCCCAGAGCGAGGACCGGGGAGCCGUGGCACAGGCAAUGCUCAACCCUGGAUGUAGCUAGAACACGUAGGGACUCCGAAGAUCAGCCCCAAUGAACAUGUCAGUGUUGACUUUACAAGAAUAUGAAUUCGAAAAGCAGUUCAACGAGAAUGAAGCGAUCCAAUGGAUGCAGGAAAACUGGAAGAAAUCUUUCCUGUUUUCUGCUCUGUAUGCUGCCUUUAUCUUUGGUGGUCGGCACCUAAUGAACAAACGGGCGAAGUUUGAACUGAGGAAGCCAUUAGUCCUCUGGUCUCUGACUCUUGCAGUCUUCAGUAUAUUCGGUGCUCUUCGAACUGGUGCUUACAUGGUGUACAUUUUGAUGACCAAAGGCCUGAAGCAGUCAGUUUGUGACCAGAGCUUUUACAAUGGACCCGUCAGCAAAUUCUGGGCUUAUGCAUUUGUGCUAAGCAAAGCACCCGAACUAGGAGACACAAUAUUCAUCAUUCUGAGAAAGCAGAAGCUGAUCUUCCUGCACUGGUACCACCACAUCACUGUGCUCCUGUACUCUUGGUACUCCUACAAAGACAUGAUUGCCGGGGGUGGUUGGUUCAUGACUAUGAACUAUGGCGUGCACGCCGUGAUGUACUCUUACUAUGCCUUGCGGGCCGCGGGUUUCCGAGUCUCCCGGAAGUUUGCCAUGUUCAUCACCUUGUCCCAGAUCACUCAGAUGCUGAUGGGCUGUGUCAUUAACUACCUGGUCUUCUACUGGAUGCAGCAAGACCAGUGUCACUCUCACUUUCAGAACAUCUUCUGGUCCUCACUCAUGUACCUCAGCUACCUUGUGCUCUUCUGCCAUUUCUUCUUUGAGGCCUACAUUGGCAAAAUGAAGAAAACAACGAAGGCUGAAUAGUGUUGGAACUGAGGAGAAAGCCAUAGCUCAGGGUCAUCAAGAAAAAUAAUAAGACAAAAGAAAAUGGCACAAGGAAUCACAUAUGGUGCAGCUAAAACAAAACAGACGAGCAGACACAAAACCCGAGGCAGCUUAGGGAUAAUUAGGUUGACUUAACCCAGUAAGUUUAUGAUCCUUUUUGGGUGAGGACUCACUGAGUGCACCUCCAUCUCAAAGCACUGCUGCUGGAAGACCCCAAUCCCUCUUAUCUGUCUACUCUAGGACAAAUGAGAACAACAGUGAGCCAGAGGCAGAGAGAGACUAACAGAAAGCAAGCAAAGGCUAUUAACACUAUAUGAAAAACAAAAAAGUAUUUACUAAGUGUUAUCUUUCUCUAAGGAUGAGAGAAUUUUACUUUAAAAACUGUGCGAGCACACACACAAUCCUUUCUGAUCUUUUUUUUUUUUUUUUUUUUUGACAUGAAACUGGAGCCAGUAGAAAAGAUGAAAAUGGAAGAGACACAGGGUUUAUAUCUAGGACAAUGAUGCUUUUGCAGAAACUCAAGCCUUUUUAAGAAAGGUUAGUUUGUUGUAGCCCCCAUGAAAAAAAAGAGAUGUCUUAAUCAUUUUUUAGUUCAACUCAAGACAUAGAUAGAUAUUUUUCCCUUCACUGCCCAGCCGCAGGCUAGUGAGUUUGCCAAAAACAGGCAUAGUACUUUUCCAAGGUUCUUUCUGGGAGAAUGGAAGUAAUGCAACCCGGGUCUCAAAGGGGCAGCUCUCUGUACCAGAAUAUUUCUAAUAGUUAUCAUUUAUACUCUUAGAUGAGAUAUGAAACAUUUGUUUAGUUGUCCCAGACAUUUGAAUAGAACAGUAAAUGCAGACUCAAAAAAAAAAACCAAAACAAACAAAUAAAAAUAAUAAUAAUAAUUUUUUUAAAAAAAAAUUCAACCAGAUGGCUUGAAAGUGCAUCCUGCACUGUACGUGGAAGGGCUGAGCCCAGGAUCAGUGGAGCUUGGGAAGGUGAAAAGGCAUGAGCUAAAGAGCCCUCAGUAGCCAGACAGUAGGAUUUUUGUGAAUUUACAAAGAAAUCUGCAGAGUCUCUGCCUGAUUUGGGGUGAGUGCUGUUUCCACCUGGUCCACAUUAGCUCCCCAAGCCAUGCAGAGGUGUUCUAAGUGCCCUCUGCUGGCCAAGUGGAGAUAAUUAACAAACACACCAUGACAAGUUUGGCUGGAAAUAGUUGAUAGCAAUUUCAAUUUCAAAUGAUAUUAAACAACUCAUCGUAGGUUUGGCCAAAUCAGAAGACAUCCUUCCUGCUUCAAGUCAGCUUCAGAAAUUUUUUCAAAGGGACUUUUGCUCUGGAACUCAGAAAAUCAAUUUAUUAAGAGCCAUAUUCUUUUUUUUAAGAAAAGAGCUAGAUAAUAUUAUCUGUAAUAUUUCAGUCCUCUACAAGCCAAAUAAAUGUGUCAAUGUUCCUAGGAUUUCAAAGAAGCAAUUAUGUAAAGUUGUUCGAUGUGAUAUAAUAGUAUUUUAAUUGGUUCAGUAGCUUAAUGAUUAGGCAAACUAGAUGAAAAGGUUAGGGGCUACUACACUGCAUAGAUUAUUAUACACACAUAACCACACAUAUAUGCACACAAAUGUGGGGUACACUGAACUUCAAAGCCGAAAUGAGUAGUAACACAUUUUCUGGCUAGCAGAAAACUGUUGUUUAUCUUUCUUGCUUUAUUUGAGAGUGUACAGUAAAAGGGAUUUUUCAAAUUAUUUUUAUAUUAUUUUAGCUUUAAUUGUGCUGUCAUUCAUGAAACAGAGCUGCUCUGCUUUUCUGUCAGAGAUGGCAAGGGCUUUUUCAGCAUCUUGUUUAUGUGUGGAAUUUAAAAAGAAUAAAGUUUUAUUCCAUUCUGUGUGAAUGGCUUGAACAAUGAACACAGAGUCCAUGCAAACCAAGUCAUUACUGAAAGACCUGGGAAGGGGGCUGUGCAGAGAAGAAGAUGUUACGUCCAUGUUAAAUUAUUGUGAACAGUCUAUGGUGUCCUGAUGUUGGUUCAUAGAUGAGAUAUGAUUGAUGGAAGGAUGUAAUGUUAUUAGGGCAGAAAUUGAUGUGAGCUAAAAAGCUAGGUCCUGCUACAACAACUAGGAUAGAUUCUUAGGAUGCAAACGGUCUUGAGCUUUGCAAAGACAUGAUACUGUGCAAUAAGACUUUUUCCUUCUUAGAACAGAAAAUGAGUAGACUAAUUAAGACAAGAAAAAAGGCCACAUAUCAAUUGAAUUUAGUCAAAGGACCAGUCAGAGGCUCAUCUAGUGGGUUUAAUUAUUUAAUUCAGUGAUUUAUCAUAGAUUCUUUACUGCAGGUUAGAAUAAAGAAAUGAACAUAAACCUUAAAAAAGACUCUAGGUGAUGUUUCCAAAGACAUUUGUCUUGAUAUUAAGUUCAUGAUUCUGUUCACUUGUAAAAUAACUUAAAAUUUGGGUUUACAGGUUGAAAGUCUAAUAAAUAGUUUUUAAACUAGCUAAAUAUACCUAAAGCAUUUCCAGUGUUUAUCAUGGGAGGAAAAAAACCACACGUUUUUUUAAAAACAAUUCUGGUAAUAUAGGUUCAGCUUACUGUUUUUAAUAUCUCAGCUUAGCUGCUUUAAUUAUAUCAAGAUAUGAGGCUGGAUCACUGGCCCAUGACAAAUCUGAAACCUACCAGAGAAUUGACUGCCACAUAGAUAAUCCUGCUGUCAGUUAACAUUCCAGGAAAAUGGGCAGGCAAUUUUUAUAGCUGCCCCACUGUGCUACAAUAGAGUGUCUUUCUAUUAAAAUGAGUUUCCACUGCAUUCCAAUCCCAGUAUGGUGAAAACAUCAUUCUUGGAUUAAAUAAAAACAAAUCCUUGAUUUCA
This is a messenger RNA of Ictidomys tridecemlineatus (thirteen-lined ground squirrel), 3941 nucleotides long. It is a transcript of the gene Elovl6, whose product is annotated as ELOVL fatty acid elongase 6. NCBI's taxonomy places the organism in Eukaryota, Metazoa, Chordata, Mammalia, Rodentia, Sciuridae. Gene Ontology annotation, cellular component: endoplasmic reticulum; endoplasmic reticulum membrane. The record is from RefSeq and is a predicted model, not a curated record. Gene Ontology annotation, biological process: very long-chain fatty acid biosynthetic process; fatty acid elongation, saturated fatty acid; sphingolipid biosynthetic process. Gene Ontology annotation, molecular function: fatty acid elongase activity.